ACUGGUCGCUGCAAGUCGUUUCGAAGUGUUGAGUGUUCACACGACAAUCACGAUCAGCAUUCAGUAACGAUCAGUUCGGUGUGGUUGAGUGACAGUGUAUGUCGUAUUAUCGCUCUUUAUCGUCUCUGCGCAUUUCGAAAAGAACGAGAAAUUUUCGACGAUUUUCGAAAAAAUGAAGUCUGCUUACUUGAUCUGCGCGUUACUGUGUGUACCACUGGUGCUGGCCGUGGAGGAGACAGUAAAUCCAUUUCCAAAUGGACCUUCUUCUACAACGGAGUCUUCGAACCAUACUACUGCUGUACCAGUUACUAAAACUGUAAUUCCAAAUACUACUACUGUUUCUACUACUCCUAUUACUACUAAAACUACAACUGUUCCUCCUACCAAUAUCACCACCACCUCCACUACUGUUACUCCUACUACUCCUCCUACUACUCCUACUACUCCUCCUACUACUCCUACUACUACUCCUACUACUACUGUUACACCCAAAACUACUACUGUACCAACAAAUACAACAUCAACCAGCGUUCCAACAUCUCCACCUACAUCCACUAGUACGGCUUCAUCGAAGACAACAGCUGUACCACCAUCUUCUAAGGAUCGCCAAUUUGAUGGUCUAAGCUUUUUUGGUGGCAUUAUCCUUACUACAUGUUUGAUGGCAAUCGCUGCGUUCUCAUGGAAGUUCUACAGGCAAUGCAAGGAAGGAAACUACCGUACACUGUGAUAACGUGCAAGGCGCUACAUAACAGACUUUCAUCAAGUAAACAAUUAAUUGAAUUAAGAACUAUGAAUAAUUAUUUUAUUGUAAUAAUAUUGCGUAUUUUUAUAACGCAGUUAAAGUGUUGCGUGGUUAAGUGCUCUUAGUAAUGUGAUGUACAACCACGUUCCGUUUUUCUCGAUACAUAUGUAAUAAAGAGGGAGGGAGGGGGGGUCAUGUGUAUUCGUAUGUAUUGGAAACAACAUUGUAUGUAUAUGCGUCAUUUUACUAGUAGAUGAGAGAUUGUGACGAUUACGUGUUGCAAGUAGGAGCAGUAAAGGAUAUGAGGGAGAGGGAAAGUGGGCGCAUUGACGAAAGCCAAUGACCAAUCAAACGUACAUUCCAUAAGAGAGAAAAAAGGGAGAUCAUAAUUCUUUAAACGCGCAUUAUCUUUCUUAUUAGCUUUCGCUCAAACUGUAACUGUUAGCAAGCUGUAUCUUUAAUCUAUUAUGUGGUAUAUACAUUCCGCAGUAAAGUUACAUAAGAUCUGACUUUUCUACGAGAGGAGAGAGAGAAGAGAAAGUAUUAAACUUAAGAAACAUUGAGCUCGACACAGGUGUUUUAGCGUGAAAACGCUAUGCCAAAGCGAAACGAAUCUUCGAAAUAUUCGAAUUUCAAACAGACGUAUAAAUUACAUCGACGCGUCUGAGACGCGCUAUAUAAUAUGAAUACUUAAAGCCAAUUAUUGGCUGUUAUUUUAAAAAUAUAUAUACAUAUAAUAGUUUUGCGGUACGAUAUAUGAUAUGCACGAAUUAUUAACUCUCUCCUUUAUAUAUCCUUAUCACUGGUCUUGCUCUACAAUAUUUUUUCGACAAAAUCUAAGCAACGCGUGGAUAAUCCUAUAAACAUUUACGGUAUUAUCAAAGUGAAAGUUCCUUUUUUAAAUUAAAUUUUGCAUUUUGUUACAUAUUUAUUUUUAUUUACUUAAUA
Messenger RNA from Trachymyrmex septentrionalis, 1690 nucleotides. RefSeq names its product integumentary mucin A.1-like. The coding region runs from base 173 to 727 and encodes 184 amino acids. The transcript has 3 exons. The record is from RefSeq and is a predicted model, not a curated record. NCBI's taxonomy places the organism in Eukaryota, Metazoa, Arthropoda, Insecta, Hymenoptera, Formicidae. Gene Ontology annotation, cellular component: cytoplasmic vesicle.